This is a messenger RNA of Oncorhynchus masou masou (cherry salmon), 5612 nucleotides long. RefSeq names its product nuclear ubiquitous casein and cyclin-dependent kinase substrate 1-like. Lineage: Eukaryota; Metazoa; Chordata; Actinopteri; Salmoniformes; Salmonidae. Gene Ontology annotation, biological process: interstrand cross-link repair; double-strand break repair via homologous recombination. Gene Ontology annotation, cellular component: cytoplasm. The coding region runs from base 260 to 1204 and encodes 314 amino acids. The record is from RefSeq and is a predicted model, not a curated record. Gene Ontology annotation, molecular function: double-stranded DNA binding; single-stranded DNA binding. The transcript has 8 exons.
GCCAAUCGGUUAGGUUGCGCACAUGCUGCAGUUUCAGUUUGUUUUAUUCACCAUUUUGAGUAGCUCAAGGUAAAAUUUUAACUAAAAUCGCGUUUGGAAAAGAAAUUCGUUCCCGUAUAUUUCGUUUUACGCAGUAGCUCGGGCGUUGGAACGUUUCGUUGCGCCCAUUGGAGUUGCAGAGCGGGACGAUUUCAUUUUUAUUUUCCUGGAUUUAAUUUCCCCUUUCUUACAUUCUUAACCUCUACAGUAUUUCUUCAAAAUGUCAAGACCAGUGAGGAACAAGAAGGUGGUGAAUUACUCACAAUUCCAGGAAUCUGAUGACGCAGAUGAGGAGUAUGGGAAGAACUCAGACAAGCCUAAGAAGCCUCGUGCGGCUCCUCGCGAGGUGAAGCGCAAGCGGUCAAAGAACUCGCAGGAGGACAGUGAGGAUUCUGAUGAAAAACUCUCCAAAUCCAAAAAUGAUUCAGCAGAUGACUUUGGCAGUGAUGAAGACAACGACUUUGGAGAGGAAGAUGACGAGGAUGGAGGGAGCGACUACGAAGCUAAACGAGGCAAAAAGGGAAAGACAGCCAAGGUGGCAAAGCCCACUAAGAGGACACCCAAGAGAAAACGACCCACAGAUGACAGUGAUGAGGAGGUGAGUCGUAAGGUGCGUACAGUGCGCCAGGCCGCCACCAAGGCUGUGUCUAAACAGAGAGAGAUCUUGCUGGGAGACGGAGGCAGUGAGGACGAGGAACGUGAAGACAAGGAGGAGGCCUUCGCAGACCCUGAUGAGUCGGGCAGUGAUGAAGACUUCAUGGUUGAAGAUGAUGAUGAUAGUGACUAUGGCCGCUCCAAGAGCAAGAGGAGCAGCAAGAAGGUGAUCAAACGGAGCCGGCCAGAAAGGAAGGAAAAGAAAUCCCCCAAACCACGACUAAAGGCCACUGUGACCCCCAGCCCAAUGAAAGGAAAGGGUAAAGGUCGCCCCAGUGCUGCCAAGGCCCUGGAGAAGAGCUCGCCCAAAGAGGAGGAAGAGGAGGAGCCAGAGAGCCCCCUGGAGGAAGAGGAGGAGGAGGAGGUGGUGGUGAAGAAGGACUCCUCCCCCACUCCCAAGAAAACAAAGGAGGCACCCGGGAAGGAGAAGAAGGAAAAGGAAGAUGAGGAGGAGGAGGAGGAGGAAGAGGAGGAUGGAUCGGAAGAGGACGUGCCCUCUGGGGAAGACUAGACCCACAAGUCCCACCUCUCUUUCUCUCUCUCUUCCCCAUUCCCUCUCUUUACCUUCUCAAGUUUUUGUUUCUCUUGGUUUAGAGUUUAUUUUGGUUUCAUUGGUGGCCUGGCUCAAUGGUUUGAACCUCAUGUGGAUUUGUUGUUUAGUGUUUGUUGUUUAGUGUCUGGCUUCCCGUAAUGACUGACUUCCCGUAAUGACUGACUGACUGAGCACAUCGUAUCUGUGUGCAUAAGAACAUGCAUACCAUAUGGCUGUGAGGGAUGGAAGGAAAGAACAAGUGAGAUUUUACUCCAUCUCUCUGAACAUGUCCCAUUCUUCCAUCCCUGUCCCCUCUGCUCAGCUACACCUCUACUGGCACCUCUCUUCUCUUUUUCAUCUCCCUCUCCACAGUGGCUGCAUUAGUCUUUCCUACACAAGUCUGUGUGACGCUCAGAAAACAGUUAUUUGGACUUUGUUAGUUUGCCUUUCUGAGAGCUCCGUGCUAGUGGACAUCUGUCCUCAACAGUCGCUUGAAGUGUAGAGUCAUUCGUUUUUUCUUUCUGCUGAUGUGUGUGCAAGUGAGCCUUCUAUUAAAAUAUAUAUAUAUAUAUUCUAGUCAUUUUCUUUAUCUGCUGAGUUCUCCAUUCCCCUCUCCAUGUAAUCUCUGGUCUGACAUGACUGGAUAGGUGAAAGCUAUGUAGUAUAACCCUUGCUUGACCUAUCCAGUAGUGAAAUAUCAGUGAUUACUGAGCCCUGGGCCUGUCUGGGUUAGGGUUUUCAUCUCUAUCCUGGUUUCUCAGUGGACUGCUGUUGUCCAAUCAAAGCACUUUUUUAUUUUUAUUCACUGUGCCACAAUACCCAUUGGUUUAGUUACAGCCCAACGCUGACUAAUCAGAGAAGGCCACACUGGAGACUCGGAGGGAGGAUAUGUAAGCGUGUUAGAUUGUUCUCCCUUAGGUCCUGUGCCCACUCACCCCAUAGCGCUGUGCCGACACUGACAAAGUGCUUUUUAAACUCAAACACUAUGUUUUAAGGAAGCUUUUACGGUUGUUAUUUUAAAUGUUAACUUGGUUGAAUUAAUGCUGUUGUAUUUCCACCUACUCCGAAGUUAAGCUCUGGCCCUGUGUCUUCACUAUAACACAUACAAAGCUUGUUUUGUUAUUGAAUAUAGAACUGUCCAGUCGUGCUUUGAGAUCAAUUGUUUUGAUUUUAUUAAAGCAAAUAGGCAGAAUAAUUGGCACGGGACAAAUAACAAUCAGCGCACACCCAACACAUUUUUACAUGAUAUUCAAUAUAACAGUACAAGGAACAGAGUUCAAGAUCACUUUGGAGUAGCAGUGUGUUAUUGUGCUUUAGACAGAGAGAUUGCUCUGAGCUGUAAACGGUUAAUUAUGUCGUGAGAGGGGGUCAUGGAAGCAGGUCUUAGAUCAGCCCUAAGAGAGCCUGUUUGUUUGCUGUGUGCUGGUACUACCAGUGUGUGGUUGUGAUGGAGCACACGCUCAGGGGGGUUGGUGUUUCCUCACCCUAGACCCUCUACCAUUGGUUUGUGGUUCUGAGAUUUUGGCUGCAUCUGUGCUGGGCAUGACACAAGCAUAAACCAUACACCCAUGCCAACACACACUACCCUGGCAUGGCCAGAGCAUCCUUUCAAUGUUCAACCCUUUGUGCCAGGCAUCCACAAGCCUUUUUAAUUGAAUCGAGAGUUGUUUUUUUGAGAGCCCCUAAAAUGAAUUUUUUUUUUUGUUUGUUGUUGGUUUGUUUCAAUUCUCUAUUCAGAUUUUUUGUAAUGUUUGUUUUUUAAGAAAAUAAAUAAAAUGUAUCUUGAUUUUAAAAAGAAAAGUCGACCCUAUCCAUCUGUUUUUCUGCUGGGUUUAGGCAAACUGGGGGAGCAGACCCAGCAACACCUUUCUGUUCCACUCUUCUCCUUUUCUCAUUCUAUCGCUCAUCUCACGCGCUCUCCCUCUCCUGCACUCAGCUCAUACUUACUCCUUCCCUCUCUCACACACACACACACACACACACACACACACGGCUCAUUCACCUCAGACAGAAGUCAGGAUGUUGAUAGUCAACAGUGAUGCCGGCAUAUGUUUUUCUCUAUACCUCUCCUCUGCUCUCCUCUACAACCAAUAAAAACUAGCUGCAUUUCCCCUAUUCUGCCCUUCACAGAGCUGAUAGGACUGGAUAAGUGACAGCAAUAGAGCCCCACCGGGUGCCAUAAUACCCAGCGGUCAAACGGAAAUGGUUCUAAUUGUUUCUCCACCAUACAUUUUUAGAAACACUUAAAAUAAGGGCUGUGUUUUGUUUAGGCUUACAGUGGUGAUGUUUUGAUAACCGUGUAAAAUAUCUCUCAGACAAGGUGACUUAUUAUAUUUGGCUCUAUUUACUGUGAUUCGAAAAUGCUAAUUAGCAUCAAAGUAGACAUUAGCAAGACUACAAAUCCCUGCAUGUCAUCUCAAGCUGACAUCUUUGCUAACCGGUAAAUUGUCAAUGUAAAACUUGCACAAGACAGUUCACAGAAUUGUCCAUUUAAAGAAAUGUAGCCAAUUUAUUAGUUAACCCAGAGAUUCUUACCGUUUGCCUCGAUUCAGGGGUCUUAUCCAGAUCAUCAUGGCGUUUGUAGUUCUUUAUGAUAUCCACAUUAGCAGCUAAUUAGCAUUUAAUUUUAGGUGGGUAAAUACAGGCCAAUAUAUUAAGUCACAUUGUCCUAGAGAGAUUCACACAGUUAUCAAAACGUCACGCCAGGGUAAGUCUACACGAAACAGUCCUUAUUUUAUUUGAAGUGUUUCUAACGUCCACUAUGAGAAAUGAAUGGUGGAAAAACGAUUGGAACCAUUUCCUUUUUUGACCGCUAGGUAUUAUGACUCAUACUGUGGAACUCUAUAUGAAGGAAUUGAGGUCAAACCACUGCUUAUGCCUUUCCGGUUGUUUCAGAUCUGCAAAUGGGAGUGUACACGGGCAGAAGUGAAAGAGAAGGCAUGAAAUGAGUGCAAGAGAACAUUUGUUACUCCUCCCUGGGUUGAAAACAUUUUUGAGCCAAACCUAUGGUAUUGUAAAGCAUUCUUGGUCUGUGGGUUCAUUAUUGUUUUCGCUGAGAAUAAAAGCUACUAGUAAUUAAAACAAGUUUGGGAGCUUAAAGAUUGACUCGGUUUCUUAUUGCCUUAUAUUCCCUUGGUACUACUAAACUAGAGGGGCUCUCGGUAUGGCGUAAUACAUGGGGAUUGGAGGGAUGUUAGUGUGAAUACUAAACCUGGAGAUCUGAAAUGAUUCCACCCGGCCUACAGGAGUGCUUAGGGCGUUGGGGCUAGUGGUCGCUUUGGAAUUCCGCAAAUGAGUGCUCUGCCUCGGAUGUUGACCAACUGAAGCCAUAGAUCUAACAUAGUGUUAGAGGAUGACGUGGAGGGGAUGUCAUCAAAGAAAAUAAUGAAAUAGAUGUCCUAGCUGACUGAGAUCAAAGCUGUUAUUAUACCAGGGGACCACUGUAUGUAUAUAUUUUUGGGCCUGUCUGUCAGACCCAAUGAUGUUCUGACCAGUACCAAAUCGCUCAAGACUGCAAAUAUGUGCCCUAGAAGAUGUUUCAGCAGACCCAAACCAAACUUUCCCUGGUACCCUCCUGACGGCAGUGGACAAGCGUUUAUAUGCCUAACUCUAAACUGGCCCCUAUAGGUCCAAGCACUUCUGUAGAUCAAAGAUGGUUAUUAGCAAAUGUUGAUGACAAAAAUCAAACGUUAUUGAUUACCAAAUUGCCUAUUCAAGCCUUGGCUCCACAUGAGCCUUCGGGUUAGGAGUAAUUUGGAUUGGUCAUCUUAGUAUAGGGCUUGUAUCAUGUUCCUGAAUGACACAAUGCUUGUACUGUGGGGUUUCUGUGUCCAGGCAGUAGGGGAUCCCACACAGGGCUAGAAGGUCCAUACUUUUAGGCUUCUUUUCUGCUAGUUCAUCAAAUGAUUCAUGCCACUGGUUGGCCAGUGAACUCUCUUACAUGGUAAGAUGUUUGAAUCAGGGGAAGGAUUGAAACCAGUAGUGCUGUGUACCUCCAGGCCCAGAUUUGAAUCCCCCUGUUUAACAUGAACACAUGACCAUGAUAAACAAUGGAUUUACUAUUUCUUUCCCAUCCUUUCUUCAAUAUCCCUGCAUUUAUAUUGCUUUCAUUUGUUUUUUUCUAUGUAUCUUAAAUUGUACUGGCAAUGUAAAUGUAAGCAAAAUUGUGAUUCUUACAGGUGAUUGCGCCGAGAAGCUUUUGUCAGUGUUGUGGAAUGGGAACGCUGAACUGUUGAAUAUUUUGCAUGUUGUGGAAAAGUGAGUAGCGACGAUGAUGGUAAUGAUGAUGAAGGCAAUAUUGUGGUCUUAAAGUAUUAACGACAACAAUGAUGUUGAUGACAUUUUGGUUUCCCGGCUUCUAAUAAAGGCAACCUACUUUUUAUACGGA